AUGAGAGAAAUAAUACAAUUACAAAUAGGAUAAUGUGGAAAUCAAAUAGGAACUAAAUUUUGGGAGGAAAUAGCUCAAGAACACAGAAUUGAUGAAAAUGGUUAAUUAAUUGAAUAAGAACAUGAGUUUUAAUAAUACUUGGAUGUUUACUUUAAUGAAGUCAAUGGAAAUAGAUACAUACCAAGGAAUGUAUUGAUAGAUUUAGAGCCAGGAACAUUGGAUAGCGUGAGGGCAAGCAGAUAUGGAAAAUUAUUCAGGCCUGACAAUUUCAUAUUUAGUUAAGGUGGAGCAGGUAAUAACUUUGCAGUUGGACAUUAUACAAAUGGAACUGAAAUAUUAGGUGAAGUUUUGGAUGUAAUAAGACAUCAAGUUGAAAGUUCUGAUUGCUUACAAGGAUUUUAGUUGACCCAUUCGUUGGGAGGUGGUACAGGAUCAGGAUUUGGCACUUUGUUACUAUCAAAAUUAUAAGAGGAUUACUGUGAUAGAAUAUUUCAAGCCUAUUCAGUGUUUCCUUCAGUAAAAGUAAGUGAUGCAGUGGUAGAAUAUUAUAAUACUGCUGUGGCUGUAAAUCACUUAAUUGAAAAUUGCUCAUAAUGUAUGUCAAUAGACAAUGAAGCCCUGUACAACAUUUGUACGAAUACAUUAAAACUAAAGAAUACUUGUUACGGAGAUCUAAAUCAUAUAAUAUCAGCUUCAAUGUCAGGAACUACUUGCUCACUUAGAUUUCCAGGUCAAUUAAAUAGUAGUUUGAGAAAAUUAAGUGUGAAUUUGGUACCAUUCCCCAGAUUACAUUUCUUCACUACUUCAUUUGCUCCUUUAACUUCAAGACAUAGCAUGUAAUAUAGAUCCUUAAAAAUAUCAGAAGUGAGUGAUCAGAUGUUUGACCCUCAGAACUAAAUGUGCGCAAUCAACUGCAAAUAAGGAAGAUACUUGACUGGGGCUUGUUUGUUUAGAGGGUAAUUUUCAAGCUCAGAGGUCGAGAAAUAAAUUAUUCAAUACUAAAAGAAGAACCCUUAGAAUUAAGUUUAGUGGUUGCCAAACAAUAUGAAGGUUUCUCAAUGCAAUGUUUCUUAGAAGGGAGUAGUUAAUUCCGGUACAUUCAUUGGGAACACGACUGCUAUAAAUGAAAUGUUCAGAAGAAUUUACAAUAAUUUCUAGGCCAUGUUCAAAAGAAAAGCUUUCCUUCAUUGGUACACCAACGAGGGAAUGGAUGAAUUGGAAUUCACUGAAGCUGGUGCAAAUGUACAAGAUCUAAUCUCAGAAUACUUACAAUAUUCAGAAUUUAAUGAUGAUGAUGGUGACGAGUAAGAAUGA
This is a messenger RNA of Paramecium octaurelia, 1314 nucleotides long. The record is from the annotation of a GenBank genome assembly. NCBI's taxonomy places the organism in Eukaryota, Ciliophora, Oligohymenophorea, Peniculida, Parameciidae.